ACAUCACUUUUUAUACGUUUUUCAUUCUUCGGCAACUUUGGUCAACUUUAUCUUUUUAUAUCUAUUUUAUUUACCGCUGUUAUAACGAUUGACAAAAAAAAGAAGUAAAAGAAAAAUAUCAAUAUGAGUAAUCUUCCAGUAGUUGUUAUGGAUAAUGGUACUGGGUACUCUAAACUCGGUUUCAGUGGUAACAAUGAACCUUCAUUUGUUUUCCCAACUGCUAUUGCAACACACGAAAGUCCUUCGGCAUCUGGUGCUCCUGGUGUCCCUUCAAAACCUUCUUUUCUUAGUAGCAACUUGGCAUCAAAACGUGGUAUGGAAGACUUGAACUUUGUUAUUGGUGAUGAAGCUCUUGCUCAAGCAAAAACAAUGGCUCUCAAUUAUCCUAUUCGUCAUGGACAAAUUAACAACUGGGACCAUAUGGAAAGAUUUUGGGAACAGUCUAUUUUCAAGUACUUACGUUGUGAACCUGAAGAUCAUCACUUUUUAUUGACCGAACCUCCACAUAAUCCUCCUGAAAAUCGUGAAAUGACAGCUGAAAUUAUGUUUGAAUCUUUCAAUGUGAAGGGCCUUUAUAUUGGUGUUCAAGCAGUUUUGGCCCUUGCUGCUUCAUGGACUUCCAGUAAAGUUAGUGAACAAACCUUGACUGGUACAGUUGUUGAUUCUGGUGAUGGUGUUACUCAUGUUAUUCCAGUGGCUGAAGGUUAUGUGAUUGGUAGUUCAAUCAAAAGUAUUCCUAUUGCUGGACGCGAUAUUACCUCAUUUGUGCAGCAAUUAUUACGUGAACGUGGUGAAACAAGCAUUCCUCCUGAAGAUUCUUUACGUGUUGCUGAAGCUAUCAAGGAAGAUUUCUCUUAUGUGUGUCCUGAUAUAGUCAAAGAAUUCAAAAAGUAUGAUCAAGAACCCGACAAACAUUUCAAGAAAUACGAAGGACUUCACACUGUGACUGGUAGAAAUUAUUCUGUUGACGUUGGUUUUGAACGAUUCCUUGCCCCUGAAAUUUUCUUCAAUCCUGAAAUUGCAAGCUCUGAUUUCCUUACUCCUUUACCUGAAGUGGUAGAUAACGUUGUACAAACUAGUCCCAUUGAUGUUCGUAGAGGUCUUUACAAGAACAUCGUACUCUCUGGUGGGUCCACAAUGUUCAAAGGUUUCGAUAAGAGACUUCAAAGAGAUAUCAAACGAGUUGUUGAUCAACGUAUACGUGCUAGCGAAGAAAUCAGUGGUGGUGCUAUGAAGGCCACUCCCAUGGAAGUUAAUGUCAUCUCUCACAAGAAGCAACGUCAUGCUGUAUGGUUUGGUGGUAGCUUGCUUGCAUCAACGGCCGAAUUCCAAGGUUAUUGCCACACCAAGGCAGAAUAUGAUGAAUAUGGACCUAGUAUUUGUAGACAUAAUCGUGUAUUUGGUAGCGUUUUGUGAUGUUGAAAGCUGAUUAUUAAUAAAGUUUUAUAUAUUAUGUAUCCUUGU
This is a messenger RNA of Halteromyces radiatus, 1464 nucleotides long. Its product is annotated as actin family. Gene Ontology annotation, molecular function: actin filament binding. Bases 124 to 1416 code for a protein of 430 amino acids. The transcript has 8 exons. Gene Ontology annotation, biological process: Arp2/3 complex-mediated actin nucleation. The record is from RefSeq and is a predicted model, not a curated record. Gene Ontology annotation, cellular component: actin cortical patch; Arp2/3 protein complex. NCBI's taxonomy places the organism in Eukaryota, Fungi, Mucoromycota, Mucoromycetes, Mucorales, Cunninghamellaceae.